AGCAGGGAGAGGGAGAGAGAGAGAGUAUGACGGGGGGAAAAAACAACAGGAAACCAACCAAUUCUAAUGCCGUUUCUGCAAAUCAGCCCACAUAAUACAGCCAAGUGCCUUGUCCCAGCAGAGGGACAGUCCAACCACAUCUUUUCUCAGCUCAUCUGAUGAGGUACUGGCAAUUUAAAAGAAGUUGAAGUUUGAAAAGUGACGUCAGCGCUGCUCUCAGCCACCAAACGUGUGGUCUGUCAGGGUACGAGCGGAUGCAGGCAUUUGGGAGCUGUGUGCUGGGAUUUUUUGUGCGGCUGCCUUUUGACCUGCCAUCUCUUUUUUUUUGAGGUCAUAUGGAUCAAUCUCGGUGCUUUCAAGGAACUUUUUGUUUUAAUCGCCUGGACUACUAACUGGAGCCCACAUGAAGAAUAAAGGAAACAAGCAGAAGACCAAAAAGAAAGGAAGUGACAAUGUGUUCGGCUGUGACCUGACAGAACAUCUCCAGGGUUCAGCACAAGAUGUUCCGCAGGUCCUCCAGAAGUGUGCAGAGUUUAUUGAGAGAUAUGGGAUUGUGGAUGGGAUCUACAGACUUUCAGGGGUCACCUCAAACAUUCAGCGUCUCAGGCAGGAAUUCUGCUCCGAGGCGUGCCCUGACCUUACAAAGGAAGUGUACCUCCAGGACAUCCACUGUGUGGGUUCCUUAUGUAAGCUCUACUUCAGGGAGCUGCCCAAUCCUCUGCUCACAUACGAGCUCUACAGCAAAUUCACUGAGGUUGUCUCAUUUCACGAAGAUCAAGACAGACUUUUACACAUUCAGACAGUUAUCAGAGAACUUCCUACCCCUCACUUCAGGACUCUGGAGUACCUUUCGAAGCACUUGGCCCACCUUGCCACGUUAAGUGCCCAGACAAAUAUGCACACACGCAAUCUGGCUUUGGUUUGGGCUCCAAAUCUGUUAAGAUCUAAGGAUAUUGAGACUUCAUCUGGUAAUGGAGACAUGGCCUUCCAGGAGGUGCGCAUACAGCAGUCAGUGAUUGAGUUUAUCUUAAACCACACAGAGCAGAUCUUCAGUGGUGAUUCAGAUCAAGUAAAACCCAAAGAAGGACCAAGUUUGAUGUGUGCGGAGAAAUACGCCACACUCCCAAUCAGUGGUGGGAGUGGGCCGAUGAAACUGAUGAGUCUAGAAGAAGCUCAGGCGCGCUCCUUAGGUCCAAACCAUCCAGUGCACAAAGAACGUCAGCGAGAGAACAGCCUACCUGAUACAAGCACUGCAUCGCUCUAUCACACUGUCAUAGAAAUAUCAGAUAGCAAGAGGAAGUUCUCCGGAAAAUCCAAGAAGUGGAAGUCUAUCUUUAACCUUGGAAGAUCUGUGGAAUCCAAGGGAAAACUCAGUCGCAAUGGCAGUGUGUUCAUCAGAGCACAGGGGGCGUCAGAAAAGGCAGCUAUUCGUCCUUCCAGAAGCAUGGAGUCCUUGUGUUCCUCAUCACCAGAUGACGGCGGAGCAAGAAGCAAUAUCUCAGCGGAUGGACACAAUAGUAUUUUUAAUCCUGAUGUGAAAUCCAGAACACUGGAAUCUGACUCACUCUUUGAUCUGCACGAACAAGACCAAAAGUGGGAGAUUAAAGCAAAGAAAGGUGGUGCCAUGGCCGGCUGGAGCUCCGGCCUUAACCAAAGAGACUCACAAGCAGCUUCCUUGUCCUCUCAAAAAACAAUGCCAGAACAACUCAAGGUGUUCAAAGGGGAUGACCUCAGCAGCUACAAGCCAAGUUCUCCAAAAAACAGGAGGAUGCUGUACUCGGGCUCCUCCAGGCCCUCAUUCCCAGGCAGCUUCUUCCCAUUGGAGUCUUCUCCAAGGCACCAACGCAGAGCCGUCAACAUAUCUGAACCUUUUGCUGUGUCUGUGCCCUUACGUGUGUCUGCUGUCAUCAGCUCUAACAGCACACCGUGCAGGGGGCUCAACAAAGAAAAAGCAGCCACUUUAAAAUCUUGCAGAGAGCCUUCAGAGCAGAGCAACCGCUUCAAAAAGAGCAACACGUUCCCUCUGCUGGAACCAAAAAGACAGGAAGGAACAGACCUGACCUCCAGAGUGUCACCAGAGAAUUCAGAUAAGAAAGGAUUGCAGAAAACUGAAGGAAAAAAUAUUUCCAAACUGGAAGCACUGCCUAAUGCACAAAGAAGUGAAGACAAAGAUACAGCGCCAUCUUCUGGGAAAGACAUGCACUGUCUCACUAAAGAUACACAGCUGGAUGAUGGCCCUGCUCCUGGGAAACAGCUUUGUACUGACCUCAAUCAAGAGUUGAUAAUUACUGAGCCUGAAAUCAAUCUGCUGCAUAAGACUUUUAAACCAGGUUUUGCUUCAACAAGCACCAAGUUAACAAUGGACAUCAAGUCAAAGCGAAGCCGCAGCUCUCCAUCGCUAUCUUUGCUUUGUAAGGAGCCGCCAUCGAAUGCCGCUUUGGGUGAGCGUGUAAAUGCAAAUAGAUCUGACUCAAAAAGGAAACAGCCCUCUGAAUCAGACCUCUUGUUUUGUGUUCACAAAAACUUUGAUGUCCAACUUCCAGGCGCACUGGAUGCAAAAGAGAAGUUGCAACCUUUACAUAAAAAUGUACCAGCUUACACCAAGCAGUGCCAGGUUUUCAGGAGGGAAACCAGGUUAGAUUGUGUUAGAAAUCCUUUAACAAUAGAGGACACCCCACAGGUUGCAAACUUCUCAGACAAUUCAGACAGAAAAUCUGAGAAACAAGAGGACACAAAAUUAUCACAGGAUGAACUAAAGAAAUGUCUGAUUCCUGAGGUGGAAGCCUAUCAGAGACUCUCAGUGUGUUUAGAGGUCAGACGAAACGCACCGGAGCUAGCAAACCUUGACGAUGAAGAUGUAUGUGGGAGGAACCUGGAUGAGCUGGACUUGGUGGAGUCCUGGGAGGAUCUUAGCUCCACCAAGCAGUGGGUUACCAGUCCUCUCCACUCACCCGAUGUGGAGGAGCUGUUUAACCAGCUUUCCCCCUUUGGUUCAAAGGGAGAAACUCCUAACUCCGAGAUUUCAUCUCCUGAAAACCUUCCUCAUAGUGUUGGCACUAAUCCAGAAAUUAAAUGGACCAAUCAGCUUUCGGUUCCUAGACAGACAAGCUUAACCAACAGUAACACAACCCAACCUCAAACAGCAAAGAGCAGCACAACAAAACCAAUAAAUACAGUGUCAUCUCAGAGGUUCAACAGGCAAAUGUCGUUUGAGACAAAAGUGCCAGAGAAAAAAGAGGAGCACGGCUCUUUCAGACACAGACCCUACUCCCUUAACUUAGACCUUGGCCAUCGAUGCAUAAGAGAUAUUUCAAAUCAGCAAAACCGGAACUUGUCUGAGUUUUCCUCUGGUCCGAAAGGCUUACUGGCCUCGUCUGAAACUGUGAAUAAAGGACACACUGAGUUGGACAUGUUUCUAAAUGAUCGACAGGCACCUCUCCGCCGAAACUCUGCCCCAGUCAGCGUGUCAUCGGUGCGCACUGCCUAUAUGAUAAAAACAUGCCAGGUCAAAGCUGUGCCUGUGGUCCCUCCACAGGUGCAGUAUAGCCAGAUACCUCAAACAAAGCAGGAGAGCGACUCUGGCCCUGUGAAGGAUGAAGAAACUGGAUUUCCGAAAACGAGUGCAGACACAAGCACGGCUGUGCAGCCUCUAAUGAUGUUGGACCUAAAGGAAGAGCUGGAGAACAAAGAGCCUGCUCCUAAACACCAAAAGCAUUCAAAUAUUCAGAAAUCACCUGAGGCUGGGAAGACCCCAUCUCCAGAACUGCCAGUCAUAACCAGGAGGCACGCCCCAAGUCUGGAAGUGUUUGUAGAUGGCCCCAGGCCUAACAGAGGGGCGUUGUUGCAAAGACCGUCCUUUAGAAACCGGCAGAGACCUCAGAGCCUCAUUCUUCUCAGCCCCCCUUUCCCAUUCAUGGACUAUCCAACGACAGGGGAUGAUGCAAAGCUGUUGUCCUCCAUCAAGAGUCUGAACGACACGUCCGCGCUGAAUGUCUUUUCCAAAGAGAUGACUGAGAACUUCAGGACCCAAGAGGGACUCCCUCUGCAGAAUAAAAUGACUAUUCCAAAAAGCGGACAGAGACUGGAAACAUCAACCAGCUGCUUCUACCAGCCUCAGAGAAGGUCCAUGAUAUUCGACAGCAGGAGUCACAGACAGAUAGAAUGACUGCAAGUGGAACCGCAUGUAAAUAGAUGCAGAGCAUAAAAAGUCUUUGGAAAAACGAGAAGAUUAUGAGCAUAAUCUAUAGGAUUUCAGUAAAGUUAAAUCGUCCAAAAAUCAAAAAGAGAAAGCCGUAAUUCAGAUUUGUCUGAUAUGUGAGGCUAAGAUAAAUAUUUUUAUUCAUUCUCUGUUAAUCCUUAUUGUUUUUUAGGCAUAUAAUAGUUCUUUUUAAUCAAAUUAUAAUUUUAAUUCCAGAAAAUGUUUCAAAUUAAGUUACAAAAUGAACCUGGGAGGAAAUGAGUGACACCAAUUUUCUCUUCAUUAUGACAUUUGUUAGUGGGCUGGACAUAUUAGGAAGCAAGUGAACAUUGUGUCCUCAAGGUUGUGGUAGAAGCAGGAUAAUUGUGCAAACAGAAGUGAGUUGAAAAGGGACAAGUUGUGCCAUAGAGAAGAAUGGGUCAGAGCAGCUAGAAAACUACAGUUCUUGUGGGGCAUUCCCAGUCUGAAGUGGUCAGAAUCUGUCAAAACUGCAAGGAAGGGUCCAAGGAAGGAAAAACGGUGAACCAGCAACAGGCUCACAGGAGGCCAAGGUUCAUUGAUGCGCGCAGGGGGCAAAGGGUGUCCCAGGCUAACUUACAGGCUGCUGUAAAUUAAACUGCUGAAGAUUUUAAUGCUGGUUCAUCAAAGUCGAAUGGUUAUAACAUUUUGCCUGAUCAGUUUUUGGGAAAUGUGGAGUUUGCAUUUUGAUGAAUAGUUCAAACAUUUUUUUACUCAACCUAUUUGCUUAAUAACAAAUCAAAUGCAAGAAAGCACUUAGCAUGAUUGAUGACUAAACCUAUACUAAGUUAAUGCUAAAGAGAUGUGUUUUUAUUCCUUUGGUAACACAUUAACCUGAUGGCAAUAUGACCCAUUACUGAGAGAUGGCAUGAUUGGACACAUGCAUGAAAAAAUUUAGAAUACAACUCAGGUUGUUUCCUACGUUUUGCACAUAUUAAACAAAAUUAAUUCAGAACCAAAAAGCGACUUAUUGAACUGACUGAACUAUAUCACACAUUGCUCUUUUUUCAGAGGUUAGCCUUUCAGCACACGGUUGUUAAGCUCACUUACUUUCUUAACAAAAUUUAUAAACCACAUAGAGCAAUUAUCAUUUGAAAAGACAUAUUCACCAUAAUGUCCACAGUUUAGUCUAGUCUGGUGGUUCCCAGGAAGGAGCAGGAUUUUUUUAAAAAGGAUCAAAGAAAAAUCUUAUGUACUGUUUUUAUAAAGUGCUACAACAAGACAACAACAUGUAAAGAAAAUGACAUUCUUAAGAUUUAUCUGCUGAAGAAGCACAAAUGAAGUCCUAAAGGAAAACUUUGAUAAUCACUCGAAACUACUUCCAAUGUCAAUGAAAACUGUCUUUAUGGGGUAAUUUGUUUGAUUUUUUUUCAAUCAACUGACCAUAACUUUAUAGUAAAAACACAUACUAAAACCAAAUCUGUGGCACGGUGAUGUCAAAAUGAAUUUGUUCAAAUGAUAUUUAAAUAAAAACAGUUUUUUGCCCUGAUGGCAUGGGCAUAUUUCUUUUCUCCAGAUUUCUACAUAUUUGACAUUUUAAUAACCGUAUUUACCAAGUGAGGGAGUGUAAUGUAUAUCUCAAUUGUGUCAUAAUUACUUCCACAGUUUUCUGGGUUUUUUUUUUUAUGAAAAAUGUUCUGUUCAGUAGUUAUGAAAAGUGAUGGCAAAGAGCUGUUUAUCAGACAGUAAACUGUAUUCACUUUUUUUAGAGCUUGAAGUUGUUUUGAGUAAAAGUCAGAUGUUGCCAUCUCUGGAUUUUGUUUCUCUCUCUCUUAUGUGACGUGUUUAGCGGAUCACCUGUAAAUGCACAGGAUAGAUGUUUUAUAUUUAACAUACAUUGGAUGCUAUUAAGCUGAUUGUCUUUUUAUACCAUGGUUUGAAUGAGCGGGAUUGUUAAGUGUAACUAUGAACUGAGCAUCUAACGUUUUGUGUGUUAGUUUUUGUAACUCCUGUAUGCUUGUUGAGACUGACAAGGAUUCAGUAUCUUGUAUGGGUUCAUAUGAAAAAGUAUCUGACUUUGAGGUGAGUGUAUUCUGAUGAUUGCACCUACAGAAAUGUACAUAUUUCAGAUUUUGUUAUAAAUCAUCAGAAUAAAAAAUAUGAAAGCAUUGUGAGAACUUA
Molecule: messenger RNA, 6337 nt
Organism: Girardinichthys multiradiatus
Lineage: Eukaryota; Metazoa; Chordata; Actinopteri; Cyprinodontiformes; Goodeidae
Gene: arhgap31
Product: Rho GTPase activating protein 31
Exons: 12
Coding region: 404-4165 (1253 amino acids)
Biological process (GO): small GTPase-mediated signal transduction
Molecular function (GO): GTPase activator activity
Source: RefSeq, a predicted model, not a curated record